AACACGUGGUUUGUCUCGCUGGUAUCAGGGUCCGUCCACUGCAUGCAACACGCACGGGUGAUUUUUAGUAUUUGCCGUAUCUCGACAUCCCGCGCUGAAAUGAUCUGUUUGAAAUCAUGUGUUGACACAGUCAAGACUCACGAAGUAAGAAUGUUAGUAAAGGAUUCCCCAACAAAAAGUUUCAAAAAGAACGACUGAUAUGGACAGCGACAACUCGGAAACAGUUCCCAAAGGGGAAGUUCCGACCGAGGCAGAAUUUGCACGGUUGCUCUGCGACAAGACGUUUGUCGAUUACUUCAACACGUUCCUUUCACUCCCGGUAUUCUCCCAGCGUUUGCUGUAUCGUUUCACUGAGCAGAACUUUGAAUUGGAUCCACCUAUCAAACGGACUCAGUAUCGUCUUGAUCGUCUCAAGUUGAUGCGAUGGGUUCGAACCCAGAGGGCGCCUCUCUUCUUCAAAACCGACCUGUACCUGGAGUUUCUACUGUGCAAACAACUGCAGAAGACUCAGCUACAUCUGUCCUGCCUUUAUGGAACAGAUCAAUCCAACGCCAAGGACAGGAUGCUGGACCGACGCCUGAUGUCUCGCUGGCUCAGCCGGGUCUCCGGGAUGCGCAAAUUCCGCUCCUUUUUGGACCAAACAGCGGGCGAGAAGGCGCUCAACUUCUGGCUGGACGCCGAACGGUUCCGGAAGACCACGCACUGCAUGGAGGAACACCGGGUCCUGUUCCGGCAGAUCGAGGCCAAGUACUUCAAACACGGAGGCAUGCUGGAGUUACCGGAACACGCGAAGUGGCUUGCUUCCGUCAAGCCGGGUGGCCGAGAUGGAUCGAGUUCGCCACUUGUUGAACCUGGAUCACGUGCUCGAGAACGACGUCAGAGUCACUUCCUUGGCAGCGGAGUGGAGGUAGAAUCCCGCCUGCCAGGAGGCUCUAUCUACGGUGACAGUCAUGAGUGGCUUAUCGCUCCGGACGCUUUCGUCGUCAUCCAGGGAUUCUUCCUUAAGACUCUGCAGAACUACUGGGUGUCUCGUUACAUCAUCCAUUGCAAGACCAAGUGGUUCGUCCGCGGUGAUGUGUCCGUGUACAGACCCAACUGCUACGUGGUAAAAGUCCGCAGUCUGUCGGACCUCGUGGAUGAAGAGGGCGAGGCACUGACGGGGGAGGGUAUCGUCAAGUCCAAGCAGUUGGUCCGGGUUGGAUCGAGGUUGAAGAAGCAGAGUGCCUUUAAUCUCUUGUCGAUGUUCAGCUCGCCAGGCGUGCGACGCUCCGAGUUGGCGGCUAUUUUGAAACUGGAGGACACCGGAGAAACGCUGGGAGUAAAACCUGACGCGGGACAGUCUGCGGAGAACACAGAGGGUUGGAAGACGGAGGACUUCCCGCUGCCCACCAUCUCGGAGGAAAGCGGCAUGAGCGAUGAGAGCAGGAAGUCUUCUGCCAGGUCGAAAUCAAGUUCUUCUCCUGGUUUUGCUACGCCGUCACCCUGCCCUACGUCACCCGAGAAAUCUAUAUCAGUUUUUAGCUUGAGCCCAGAAAAGACUCCUAGUAAAGAUGAUAUGAAAACAACUGGGGCGGGGUUGGAAGUAUCUAUCGAGUCACCAGAUGGCAAAAAAGAUGUGAUUUCAGAAGUAUCUAUCGAGUCACCAGAUGGCAAAAUAGAUGUGAUUUCAGAAGUAUCUAUCGAGUCACCAGAUGGCAAAAAAGAUGAAGUCCAAAAGGAACUUCCUUUCGCAGAACCAUCCGAGAGUCGGCAAGGUUCUCCCUUGGCACAGGACGGGGAGGGAAGAAUCACGCCCACCUCGGCAAAGAAGCGUCGUAGUAGUGACGUCACUGGUCUGUCGAGCGCAGACACAGACAAGCUUAUGUCCCGAUUCCCACCCGGAAGGAUGCGACGCAGCAGCGUGGCUGUGCCUUACCAGAUCAGCCGAGAUUCCAGCUCCUCAUCAGUAGGAAGAAGCUCUGUUUCAGGUGAUUCCAUCCACACGCCCUCCCUACGCAGAAUGUCCCUCCAGUCGAACACAGGUUUGGAUCCCUCCUCUAGCAGCUUAGCUAGUUCCAGAGGAAGUGCUCCGGCCGCACUCAAGAAACCCAAGCCGCCUCAAAGAGCAAGGGCCAAGUCCAUGGAGUUCCGGUUGGCGGAUUUCUCGAUGAUGAUCAAGUCUCUUGAUGCUACCGGCGGUGCUGCUGCUACCAGUGGUGACGUGUCCGACAUUGACAAAAUCGCUUCCAUCGGACUACCGCAACUUGAGGCUGACAUCGAAGCCCUGCAGACUCAGAAAGAGAUAGAUGAGCGCAAGAAAGCAGAGAAAGCUAGCCGGAGGCAACGCAGAAGAGGUUCUGUGAUCGAGGAUGAUCAAGCAGGUCUUGGGGGUAAGCUUGGUAAAAAGGGACACAAAACAGGGAAGGCAUACCUCCAGCGCGGUCGCAGAGGUUCCAACGCCUUCAGACCUUCUGGGAAACAACUCGCGCAACUUACCCGAGCCAAUCUGGCACUGAUGGAAGCCGCGCACCGCGGGAAGUGGAAACCACCAAGCCUGAGCAGUCGGAGGAGUAUCUCAACUCGCGAAGGCAGAAAAAUGGGUUUCGGUCAGCACCUCGGAAAGUACGGCCUUCAGAAGGACGAGGUCGAGAGAGUCCAAGAGCCGACCAAAGAUUACAACAAGCUGACGUUUCAGGAGAAGCUGGAACAGGACUCGCGCAAGCUUGCCAGGAUUCCUCGGCUGUCGCCCUCUCAGAUGCUUGGCCCCAGCGGUGCUGACAUUGAAGCCGUGGGCACGCUUGCUGAAUUCACUAAGGACAGCACCUUCUCUAUCGGUUCAAAACUCCCCAACAUUAAUUCAGAGGUCCAUCUCAAACAGCCGGCAGCCAUGAGCAUCUGCCAGCCUUCCUACCGGGGCUACGGUCUCGGUGAGGUCAACUAUCGCCAGAAGCACCGUCUCUUGAUCGGCGCGAUCUCAUCCGACAAACUGGCAGGAAAUCCUCUGUACAAUUUCCUCCAAACGCGCCAUCUCGAAACCGAGCUGAGUUACCUCAAGUUCUGGCAGGCUGCUCAGGAAUAUCUGAUGACCGGGACGUACAGCAGCGACAUCGAGGGCAGCUUGUCCAGACAUCGUCUUGCCAGGCAGAUAAAGGCUACCUUCCUGACACAAACCGGGGAGUGUCACAUCUCCGUCGGUGAUCGCUUAGCGAGUGAGUUGUGCGGACAGCUGCCACAAGACACAGCGGAUGAGCUCGUAGUGCACGCUCAGAACUUGGCCUGUGAAGCCCUUCAGGAAUGUCUGACCAACUUCCAAAGACAUGAUCUGGAAGAGUUCCUCUCAAAAACGACAUCUCGGAAGAAUUUCCAGUUGGACGCCUACUCCCGACUAAAAACUCGCCCAACGGGCUUCCCGGACCAACUGCCAUCACAGAAGGGCGCAGGGGCGGACCUGCUACCGUCCAUUGAGACCUCGAGCCACGCCAUCAACCAGUUGAUGAAGACGGCCCGCGAGAGCGCAGCAGCGGAGGAGGACGAGAAGCGAAGUGUGAAGGUCCUGGGAGCGGGGACCGUCAGCGCGCUGGCCCCGUAUCGAAUGUGGAGAGCGCUGCAACUCGCGGAAAGUGCAACAAGGGCCGUUACUGAACCAGUAGUUGUAAGUGAUCCAAGCGACCCAGAUAGCGACAGCGAAGACGAGGGUAGCCUUAGGCGAAAACUUACCACCGUCUACCGUAAACGCAAACCAAAGCCGGUGAAAGAGGUAGGUCCUAGACCUUCGUUCGGUCCCUCAAGCCAGCGUUCCUUGGGCAUACAGCGGACCAUCCAAGCCCGGGCUAGUAAGCACGCACCGGACGAUGAGGCAACGGCUAUGGGCAAAGCGGUGUGCCGAGCUAUCAGGAAAGACGGCAAAACCAUACACAGACCACCAAGGCCAAAAGUCUUUCAAGAGGUUCUCCGCGAUGCCAGCCAUCAGGAAUUUCUGAAGAGAUUCCUGGCCCAGCGUAAGUCCGACCUGCCGCUGCAGUUCUGGCAAGCCGUGGAGGGGAUGAAGACGUCCUGUAGAGACGCUAAAAGUAGACAGUCCAAGACCAUCAUGAUUGUACGCAAGUUCUUCAGCAAGGCUAAUGACUUCGGCAACGCCCUACAGUGCGACGCUGAGAUAAUCCAAGAAAUCCCCCACCUAGAGAAGGUGACGCCUCAGAUGCUGAUGUCUGCCCAAGCCUGCGUGGCUAGGAGCAUGGAGGAAAACUGGUUUGGGCUGUAUCAAGACACAUUCCCGGAUGAGGCAUCAGACGAAGAAAGUGAAGAGGGCAGCACCACGGAGGAGGAAAGACUGGGCCCACGUGAUAAGAACAAAGCAUUAUGGGCAAUGUUUAUCAACAACGUGACAUCAUUCCGUCGCGGAUUGAUGAACCAGGCCACGAUGGCUGCCUUCAAAGCCUACUUCGCGAAAGAGGUCCAGCGAGAGAUGGAAAAACAGAAGCAGACGGGAGUGCAGAUCAGGCGCAUGAUCAGUAACAAAGUCAUCAUCGUGGAAAGACUCAAGAAUGACCUCAGCUUCUGGGCAGAAGUUGAAAGAUUCAAGGAGCUAGCUGAUUCUGCAGCCCGUGCUGCAGCCAUGGGCACCUACACACUGGAUGAUGAAGAGUAUGUCCAGAAGAAAGCCAAGGCGCUCAUCGAUUGCUACAUAGACUCACAGGUGCCUCCAAAACUACAGAUCAACAUUCCCCAGGAGAUAGCGGAUGAGAUCUUAGGUACCUUCCAGAACGGUCUGAUAGAGCGAGGCCUCUUCCACGACGCCGCUGUCUCCAUCUUCAGUGUCCUGCUCUACUGCUGGAAAAAGUUUUGUCGUGAGAGGUUUGCUCCUCCCAGCAAGAAGUCCAGCCGGGCUGCCAUGUCCACUGAACCACCCAAGAAGAGGAAACGAAAGAGGAAACGUCACCCUUCCACGCCACGUGUAGCUGGUGUCAAGAUCAAGACCAUCACGGGCACAUCAGUUGACGACCAUCCCAAGAUGCAGUUCAGCCUCCAGACAGGCAUCCAGCUGAUCCUGCCUCCCAAGCCCCCGAGCUACGAUCAUGAGCGGCUCCGCGCCAUGAUCCGUCAGUUAUACCCGGAGGGCGGCCAAGCCGACUCUGCCCACAGCGACGACAACAAACUACUGCAGCUGUACCAGGUGGCACAGCAGCUGCAAGCGCAACAGCAACAGCCUGGGCAGGGGAGCUACGCGCAGCGACGACUCAGUCGAUCUAUCGGACAGCACCUGCAAAUGGCUGCCAGAAACCUCAUGCCAGGCGGGCAUGGUAGCUAUUGAUACAAGUCUGUAGAACUAACCGAAAAUUUGGGAAGGGGGGUGGGGCGAUAAGGACAUGAAAUUCGACUAGCAAAUAACAGCCACAAGGGAUCAAUUUCAUGAAGUUGCUCGGCAGCAGGCAUAGCUUAGCAUUUGUUCUUGCUGAGCAGAUAUCAGGUGGGGACCAGCCACAAUCAAUGUACAUUACAUCAGUUUGACUGGUAACCCAUUUUUGCUGAGCCAAAAUUUCGCAUGCUUAGCAUCUCCAGGAAGUUGGGCCCUUGGUGAUAAAUAUCAUGGCUUGGUUGUGCAUAAUUCACCACUCCUUUUCCAAAACAGCUACCGGAAUCGAGAGCAAGUCAUUCUGAAACUUUUGAGUAUUCACCUUUAGAAAAUUCAACAAUUAUAGUUCCAAAUGGUAUUUUUGUCUGAUGUAUUCAAAUAUAUGUGCGUUCAUGGGCUCAAUAAACUUGACAAAAUUGAGUCUUAUGACCUGUUUAAGAAUGCUUUAACUUUCCUAGAAGAUUUUACUAACAAAAUACACAUUAUAACAAUGUUGAUAACUGAAACAUUAACUUAAAAAGUUGGGAAACAUUGAAACGUUUUGACUUUGAAAACAGGAUAGUUGAAAAACAAGCUAAAGUUUGUAAUUUUAUUCUAAGAUAAUCCAUGGUAUAUACAUAAAUAAACAUAACAAAACAAUUUGAAAUAAAAUAUCAUUUUCGAAGAGAAUAAUAUAUGAUUUGUGGUAGUAGCAAAGAUUCAUUUUCAUAAGGCACAGGGUAUGCAUUGAGUGUGUUACUGUGGAGGAGGAAAGGGCAUCCAUAUUUAUUUCAAUAUUUUUAAAUAAAUAUCCUCCCCCCCCCAAAAAAAAAAAAAAACCAAAGGAACGAAGAUAUAUUAGAUAUAAACAAAUCGGACAAAUUAAUUGGAUACGGUACAGAUGAUUUAUUUCAGAGAAACAGUAAAUACACAUGCCAUUUCAAAAUUGACAGAAUUGAGGCCAAGACAAGGGUGACAAAAAGCUUGGAAUAUGAACCAAGCAGGUUAGAAUGUCAUAAUAUAUGUGCUUAUUUGUGAGAAAAUAAGAAAACUGUACUGGCUAUACUGUCAAGACUUUAUUUCAGGAUUUCAUACUUGAUAACUCUGAUACAAAAUAUGAUUCUCUAUGACAGAGUUUAUCAACAUACAUGUAUUCAUAAGUUUCUCCAAAACCUGAGCUACUCUAUCAACAUAGAUUUGGAACCAAUGACAGCAAGUUAACAAUUAUAGAAAAAAACUGAUGAUCAAUUCUGGAAAUCACCAAUGUACAUGGCCCCAAAACUGUCAAUUACAACAGAAAUCAAGAACUCAGCACAACAUUUUAUAUUCUCACUCUACACUCAAAGAAGGAACUACACUUUUUUAGUAACUGCAUAGCAUUUGGUGUUACACAAUAUGAAAACUAAAUUGAGAUCAUCAUAAAGACUUGCAUUUCACUCGCAUUUCAAUUGCAUUCAAAUUAAGUGUCAAAACUGCUCAAUUAUCGUUGGGAGAAUUAACCUGUAUUAGUAAUUAAAAACUAUCGAACCAAUUGCUGGAGAACUAAGAAAUGCAGGAAUUAAGAAAAUAAGACAAAAUAAUAAGGGGCAAUGAAAACCAAUGAGAAACCAAAAAUAUUUUUUCACGAAUUGAAGUUAAACAGUACAGAACAGCACAAGAAGAGUUGCAUGAGAUGAAUAUGAGAUGUACAAACGUAAAAAGCAACAGAAAUAAGUUUCAAAGCCAAAGUUAAGUACCACAGAAAAUUAAGUUUAAGGUUCCUUUCCCCAUGCUUUUCAACAAUUUCGGGUUUUUUCUCUUAAUAAAUUUUCAAUUUGUAUGUUCUAUUCCGACCAAUAAAAACAACCCCUUGUUUUUCAUAUUUGGCCAUCUACAACCCCUUGGAAAAAAAAGUGUUGUAUUUUGGACAGCAGACUGGCUCCCGGUCCAUACAUUAUCGAUACUGAUUAUGGGGCGGGAACCAGCCUUCCCAAUGAGAAUCGAAUUAUUGUCUGGCAGGCAGUAAUUGAAAAAAAUUGCAGUAAAAAUUCAAUAACUACAGACGGGCCAAAUUUUUUUCAGUCGAUAUCUCAUUCAAAAUUGAAUAAGUUUGGAUUUGCUAGAAAAAAAUAGCUAUUUAGAAAAGGAUUCUACUUUUCGGAAUGAACUAGCAUGGGGAAUGCUCUUUUAACACACAAUUGCGAAAACCUGCAUUUGUCUUUAAUUACAAGCAACCAAAUAUUCUACAAAAAA
Patiria miniata (bat star) is the source of this 7543-nucleotide messenger RNA. RefSeq lists its product as uncharacterized. NCBI's taxonomy places the organism in Eukaryota, Metazoa, Echinodermata, Asteroidea, Valvatida, Asterinidae. Bases 200 to 5290 code for a protein of 1696 amino acids. The transcript has 19 exons. The record is from RefSeq and is a predicted model, not a curated record.